This is a messenger RNA of Globicephala melas (long-finned pilot whale), 4733 nucleotides long. It is a transcript of the gene PPFIA3, whose product is annotated as PTPRF interacting protein alpha 3. The record is from RefSeq and is a predicted model, not a curated record. Lineage: Eukaryota; Metazoa; Chordata; Mammalia; Artiodactyla; Delphinidae. Gene Ontology annotation, biological process: synapse organization. Gene Ontology annotation, molecular function: protein binding. Gene Ontology annotation, cellular component: presynaptic active zone.
CCGUCAAGGGGAGGGGGGGGUCCCCAGCGCCCAAGCCGGAGCAAGAGACGCGGAGCCCGCGCGAGCGGCGGAGACAGGGCUCCGGAGCCACAGAUCCGGGCCCCGGCCGCCGCCAGGGGCCCCGCCCGGUCCCCCCACCCCACCCCACGUCCCUCCUGCAGCCCAGCUCCGCCCGCAGCCUCCGCGGACCAGGUAGGCCAGCACCGCCGCCAUGAUGUGCGAGGUGAUGCCCACCAUCAGCGAGGAUGGCCGGCGGGGUUCGGCGCUGGGCCCGGACGAGGCGGGCGGCGAACUGGAGCGCCUCAUGGUCACGAUGCUCACGGAGCGCGAGCGCCUGCUCGAGACGCUGCGCGAGGCGCAGGACGGACUGGCUACGGCGCAGUUGCGGCUGCGCGAGCUGGGCCACGAAAAGGACUCGCUGCAGCGCCAGCUCAGCAUCGCGCUGCCCCAGGAAUUUGCGGCUCUGACGAAGGAACUGAAUUUGUGUCGGGAGCAGCUACUGGAACGGGAGGAAGAAAUUGCGGAGCUGAAGGCAGAGCGGAACAAUACUCGGCUUCUCCUAGAACACCUGGAGUGCCUGGUGUCCAGGCACGAGAGGUCACUGCGUAUGACUGUGGUAAAGCGCCAGGCCCAGUCCCCGGGAGGGGUCUCUUCUGAGGUGGAGGUACUCAAGGCUCUAAAAUCCCUCUUCGAGCACCACAAGGCCCUGGAUGAGAAGGUCCGGGAGCGGCUGCGAAUGGCGCUGGAGCGGGUGGCAGUGCUAGAGGAAGAGUUGGAGCUGAGCAAUCAGGAGACUCUGAGCCUUCGAGAACAGCUGUCUAGGCGCCGGUCAGGGCUAGAGGAGCCCGGCAAGGAUGGGGAUGGGCAGACUCUUGCCAAUGGCCUGGGUCCUGGCGGGGAUUCGAACCGGCGCACGGCAGAGCUGGAGGAGGCCCUGGAGCGGCAGCGGGCAGAGGUGUGCCAGCUGCGGGAGCGCCUGGCGGUGUUGUGCCGCCAGAUGAGCCAGCUGGAGGAGGAGCUGGGCACUGCCCACCGCGAGCUGGGUAAGGCCGAGGAAGCUAACGCCAAGCUCCAGCGCGACCUCAAGGAGGCGCUGGCGCAGCGGGAGGAUAUGGAAGAGCGGAUCACAACGCUAGAGAAGCGCUACCUGAGUGCCCAGCGAGAGGCCACGUCUCUGCACGACGCCAACGACAAGUUGGAAAACGAGCUGGCCAGCAAGGAGUCGCUGUACCGGCAGAGUGAAGAGAAGAGCCGUCAGCUGGCCGAGUGGCUGGACGACGCUAAGCAGAAGCUGCAGCAGACGCUGCAGAAGGCGGAGACCUUGCCGGAGAUAGAGGCACAGCUGGCCCAGCGAGUGGCGGCGCUCAACAAGGCUGAGGAACGUCAUGGGAAUUUUGAGGAGCGGCUUCGGCAGCUGGAGGCCCAGUUGGAGGAGAAGAACCAGGAGCUGCAGCGGGCCCGGCAGCGGGAGAAGAUGAACGAUGACCACAAUAAGCGGCUGUCCGAGACAGUGGACAAGCUGCUGAGUGAGUCCAACGAACGGCUGCAGCUGCACCUCAAGGAGCGCAUGGGGGCGCUGGAGGAGAAGAACUCACUAAGCGAGGAGAUCGCCAACAUGAAGAAGCUUCAGGAUGAGCUGCUGCUCAACAAGGAGCAGCUCUUGGCGGAGAUGGAGCGGAUGCAGAUGGAGAUUGACCAGCUGCGGGGGAGGCCACCAUCCUCCUACUCCAGAUCUCUCCCUGGCAGUGCCCUGGAGCUCCGUUAUUCCCAGGCACCCACAUUACCUUCUGGCGCCCACCUGGAUCCCUAUGGGGCUGGCAGUGGCCGGGCAAGCAAGAGGGGUCGCUGGUCAGGGGUCAAAGAUGAGCCCUCUAAGGAGUGGGAGCGGUCUACCCCUGCAGGGUCCAUGCCACCUCCAUUCCCUGGGGAGCUGGAUGGCUCAGAUGAAGAGGAGGCGGAGGGGAUGUUUGGAGCUGAGUUGCUAUCUCCCAGUGGGCAGGCUGAUGUACAGACACUGGCCAUCAUGCUUCAGGAGCAGCUGGAAGCCAUCAACAAAGAGAUCAAGUUAAUACAAGAGGAGAAGGAGACAACAGAACAGAGGGCAGAAGAGCUGGAGAGCCGGGUGUCUGGCUCGGGCCUGGACUCACUGGGCCGCUACCGCAGUAGCUGCUCACUGCCCCCCUCCCUCACCACCUCUACCCUUGCCAGCCCCUCCCCUCCCAGCUCUGGCCACUCAACACCCCGUCUGGCACCCCCUAGCCCUGCCCGUGAGGGCACCGACAAAGCUAAUCAUGCCCCCAAGGAGGAAGCUGGGGCUCCACGAAUGGAGGGACCAGCAAUCCCAGGAGACACCCCACCUCCCACUCCUCGUUCUGCCCGCCUUGAGAGAAUGACCCAGGCCUUGGCACUGCAGGCAGGAUCCCUGGAAGAUGGAGGGCCCUCACGGGGAAGUGAGGGCACCCCAGAUUCCCUGCACAAAGCUCCCAAGAAGAAGAGCAUCAAGUCAUCCAUAGGCCGUCUCUUUGGCAAGAAGGAGAAGGGGCGAAUGGGACCACCAGGUCGGGACAGCUCUUCUCUGGCUGGAACACCCUCAGACGAGACAUUGGCCACUGACCCUCUGGGGCUAGCCAAGCUGACAGGCCCAGGAGACAAGGACCGAAGGAACAAGAGGAAGCAUGAACUUCUGGAAGAGGCCUGCCGUCAGGGCCUGCCUUUUGCUGCCUGGGAUGGGCCCACUGUGGUCUCCUGGCUAGAGCUGUGGGUAGGCAUGCCUGCGUGGUAUGUGGCCGCCUGCCGGGCCAAUGUCAAGAGUGGUGCCAUCAUGGCCAACUUGUCAGACACGGAGAUCCAGCGCGAGAUCGGCAUCAGCAACCCACUGCACCGGCUCAAGCUGCGCCUCGCUAUCCAGGAGAUGGUCUCACUCACCUCACCCUCUGCUCCUGCCUCCUCCCGCACUUCCACAGGAAACGUGUGGAUGACACAUGAAGAGAUGGAGUCUCUUACCGCGACGACCAAGCCUGAGACCAAGGAGAUCAGCUGGGAGCAGAUCCUGGCAUAUGGCGACAUGAACCAUGAAUGGGUGGGGAACGACUGGCUGCCCAGCCUGGGGCUGCCCCAGUACCGCAGCUACUUCAUGGAGUCGCUGGUGGAUGCCCGAAUGUUAGAUCAUCUUAACAAGAAGGAGCUCCGGGGCCAACUCAAGAUGGUGGACAGCUUCCACAGGGUGAGUCUGCAUUACGGGAUCAUGUGCCUGAAACGACUCAACUAUGACCGGAAGGACUUGGAGCGGAGGCGGGAAGAGAGUCAGACCCAGAUCCGAGACGUGAUGGUGUGGUCCAAUGAGCGGGUCAUGGGUUGGGUGUCCGGGCUGGGACUGAAGGAAUUCGCCACGAACCUCACGGAGAGCGGGGUGCACGGGGCGCUGCUCGCCCUGGACGAGACCUUCGACUACUCUGACCUGGCCUUGCUCCUGCAGAUCCCCACACAGAAUGCACAGGCCCGGCAGCUCUUGGAGAAGGAAUUCAGCAACCUCAUCUCCUUGGGCACAGACAGGCGGCUGGAUGAGGACAGUGCCAAGUCCUUCAGCCGCUCCCCAUCCUGGCGGAAGAUGUUCCGAGAGAAGGACCUCCGAGGCGUAACGCCUGACUCAGCUGAGAUGUUGCCACCCAACUUUCGUUCGGCCGCAGCAGGGGCCCUGGGCUCGCCGGGGCUCCCUCUCCGCAAGCUGCAGCCGGAAGGCCAGACUUCUGGGAGUUCCCGGGCAGACGGCGUUUCUGUCCGGACCUAUUCCUGCUAGUGUACGCCUCCAGGUGAGGACUGUACUGGGCGCUCUUGGGGUUCUGGGCGGCACAAUGGAUCUUCACAGCUGCACGCACUGCCUGGCGUCAAUGCAGGUGACCUUACUCGGACGGAAGAACCUUUCAGAGGCUGGGCUGUUUCCCCUCCUGCCCAGAGUAUGGUCUCGCCGGGGAGAGCUUGCUGGGGAGCUCACGCCACGGACUGGACCAUCUGUACAGACAAGCGGGGAAUGCCGGUCCCUGCCUCACAAAUGGACUGGGCCUGGACCAAACCACAUGCACUGGACUGAGAGGGGGGAAGAAGAAGGCAGGAAGAAAUCCCGCCCCAAACUUCCACCUCUCUUUCCAAUACUUUGUAAUUUAUUGAUCAGUUUCCGAUGGGAGAUGGGUGCCCUUUCCCCGCGGGAAGGGGGCGGGGCUUCCCUCCCGGGCCGCAUGCGGGGAGAGGCUGCCCCCUCCCCUUUCUUCCCAGUCGCGGGGCCCAAGUCGUCCUUCUUCGUCCGAAAGGAGGGGAGGGAGGACUCGCUGCUAAAAGCCUCGCCCUUUGUGCCACUCAGCCCUGCCCCGCGGCGUCCGGUCGCCGCUGCCUGGGGUCAGCCGCGGGCGGGGCUCCCUCUCUCUCCCCAGUGUCUCGUGUCCCCGAGGCCCCUCCGCCCCCCGUGCUGUGGCCGUGUCCGUGCCCCGGGGGGGGGUAGGGGGUGCAGAACUGCGCUCCCCGUUCCGCUCCAGCUCCGGGGUUUGCAUGGGAGAAUCCUCUUUCCACGAUGCCCCUGGGCGACGUGGCGUGGGGAGAGGAAAGACGGUGGGGAAGCCCUCGCCCCCGACUCUUGGUCGGCCUCCCUGCCCCAGGCGUCACUCAGUGAUCACGGGUAAAGAGAACUGUUUCAAAAAGCUCCCGUGUUGACUGAUUUAUUUAUCAGGACCUAGCAACCAACC